Molecule: messenger RNA, 3793 nt
Organism: Micropterus dolomieu (smallmouth bass)
Lineage: Eukaryota; Metazoa; Chordata; Actinopteri; Centrarchiformes; Centrarchidae
Gene: nkain4
Product: sodium/potassium transporting ATPase interacting 4
Exons: 7
Coding region: 680-1309 (209 amino acids)
Biological process (GO): regulation of sodium ion transport
Source: RefSeq, a predicted model, not a curated record
GCCAGUUCUCCAUCAGCAGAAGCUGAUGGAGAACUGGCGCUCCUCCUCAACACACGCUCAUAUCUCAACAUGAGACGCUGACAUUUACUUGUUAGCAAACACCGAUAUGGAUUUUUAACGCUUCCCCACUAAUAAAUGCCCGAAAUUGUCACUUUAUCACGUUAUCUGUAGCUUACUUCCAAUUGCUAUUUAGCAUCUUAACUGACUUAGCAGAAAUGUAUUUGGUCACCAUGGCAAUAUAUCGCCUCUGUUAAAACAUUUUGAAUUAACAAGCGCGUACUUUCUCGCCUCCACACCACAGACAGCUUCCAGAAACCACUUCACGCCCCCCAGUCAGCCACAUCCCAGCGCCCGGUGGACUGCCCCACCACCUCCUCCUCCUCACUUCAUCCCACUCCCCUCCUCCUCCUUUUACACACCGGCUCGCAACCACCCACCCAGCCAGUCACCUCAAGUCCGACCGGCCGGCUGGAACGGAGGCAAACAAACAGACCAGCCAGGUCGAUCCCGUCGCGUUUUUUCCUCUUCUGGCUCAUCAAAGAGACACCGGAGCAGAAAAGGAGAAUGACAAGCCGGUGCUUGGAUCAGCACUGAGUUUGGUCAGCACAUCGAGAGCUCCUCCGACCCGUUUCCAAGUCCGUUUCUCCCGGCUUAGAGUCACGUUUUCACCGCUGACACAAUGGGCUGCUGCAGCGGGCGAUGCACCCUCAUCUUUAUUUGCACUUUACAGUUGGUGUUGGCCUUAGAAAGACAGGUUUUUGACUUCCUGGGUUACCAGUGGGCCCCAAUCCUUGCCAACUUCUUCCACAUCAUCAUUGUCAUCCUCGGCCUCUUUGGCACCAUCCAGUAUCGGCCGCGCUACAUUGUGGUGUAUACAGUAUGGGCCGCUCUGUGGGUGGCCUGGAACGUCUUCAUCAUCUGUUUCUACCUGGACGUAGGAGGCCUGUCCAAGGACAGUGACCUGCUAACAUUUAACAUCUCAGCCCAUCACUCUUGGUGGAGUGAACACGGGCCGGGCUGCGUGAGGAGAGAGAUGCCGCAGGCUGCAGGGGUCCGCACCACAGAGAGCCACUCCUACAUCACUGUCAUGGGCUGCCUCAUGGACUACCAGUACAUCGAGGUUGUGCAUAGCGGCACACAGAUUCUUGCUGCUCUCCUGGGCUUCGUGUACGCCUGUUAUGUUGUCAGUGCCAUCACUGAGGAGGAGGACAGCUUUGAUUUUAUUGGUGGAUUUGACCCAUUCCCACUCUACCAUGUCAAUGAGAAACCAUCUCAUCUCCUCUUAAAGCCCAUGUACCAGUCUACGUAAAUAGGAGAACGUCCAUCGAGGGAGGUGACACAGCAAAUUCCCACGGAGAAGAAAUGGCUGUUUUGACGCAAAUGCCCCAGUGCACCGGGGCACGCCAGACAUUCCUCCCCUUCUUGAUUUCAGUACUCUAAACAUGUCAUUUACUGGUGUGCUUCCCAGAAAAGCCAACACUUCUCAGUUAGGGUCCAUUGUUUUCCAGGGAGGGAUGACGGGUUCGGGGAAAAAGGGGGGAUUACAGUGUAACAAAGCCUCAUAUUGUGUGUUUAGGGAAGUAUCAAUCAUUUUCUUUGUAUUGAGUUCUCUGCUGAGGUCCCAUUGCCGUGACCUGCCUGUAAUGGUUUCAUACUCCCCAAGAACAUGCAUAUAGAACAUGUACAGCCUAUAAAUACACUGUGUAUGUAAUCAGGGACUGCCCAGCAUUCCCAGUCUGUGGUACUGUGUCUUAGAGGACUCAGUGAUUUAGCAUGUUAUUGCUGGUUUGGAUCAGAUUUUGGCCAGAGGGCUGAAUUACAGUGGAGCCUGUGGAAUGAGCUAUUGUGCGCUGCCUGUUUACUUUAGGCCAGGAUCUCUGUGCAUAAAUACACGAGCAAAAGCAGGAAGAGGCAGGGGAGUGGAGGAGGAGGUAGAGGGAGGGAAGGGAACAAAAGCACCAAACCUACAGGGGCAUCUAUCAAAAAUAGAAAAUGUAAAUAAUGAAACAAGUGGGAACGGGGUGUGUUUUGGAUUUAGAGAUUGAAAUGUGAACUAAUAAGAAUGCCAAAAGAGCGUUAGCGUGUAAGAGGUGUUCAAACACAGGGAGUCUUAACUUUUUAUGUCUGGAGUCUUAUUAUUGUGACUGUUUUCACCAACAGCCGAGUCAGGAGCUGAAGUGUCAGGUGUUUCUUAGAAGAUGUGCUGAAAGCUUCUGUUUUUCCUUUCAGUUCGUCUCCUCUUAACUACUGACACAUCGGGCUGCCGAGGGGGGUGAUCAUUACACACACUCAAAGCAAAGGUUACACAGCGUAUAUAUUUAACUUUGAGAAAACAAUAUAAAUUGUUUCGCUAUUCGUAUUGCACACAGCGUUGUUGAAAUGUAUGGGUACGGUCUCCGGUGUAGAAGUAGCAAGGCCGUACCCGAGUGAACCGGAGCGCUGUCUCCUGUCAGUUCAACAGUUUAGCUCCUCAGUGGUGGCAGUCUCAGCUGUGAUUGUUUUAUAGCAUGUUUUUUUUAAAGGGGUUUGUAUUGUAAGUAUGUGUAUAACAUAUUAAUGAGUAACUGAGAUACUGAUGUCCUCGACUCUGCUGAUUUUAUUUUAUCCAGCAACGUAACGCAUCUUUUUCUUUAAGUGCACACACGUAGGUCAUAUCUCCUACACUGAUUCAUAGCACUUUUUUAGCUAAUAUUAUCCCUUUGUCAACAUCUCUGACUAAAGUCAAUUUGAGUCACAUCCCCUGUCGCCUUACUGUUUGUGUGGAUCACUACUGCUCUCUGGUGUUGGAAGUGUUCAUGUACAAGCUGCAAGGCUUCUGAGCUUCUGCUACAGGUAUGCUCUUUCAUAAAUCUCCAUGUUUUGUCAGCACCUUUUUUAUGUGUGUGCAGAGAACAGUAAAUCUUCUUAUACUUUAAUUUUGCUGGGUAACUGUCAUGUAGGAGUCAGCGUUUUGCCCUGGUUGUUUGAAUGUUACACUCUUUAUCAUUUAGGUUAAGAUCUUUUAUUUUUUUUUCACCCACUACAUUUGAAUCCAGAACAAUUUCAGUAUGUUAGUUGUUUGAUGACAGCAUUUCUUGGUGCUAACUUUAAAAUUGUCUGCUUGGUUUAUUUUUAAUCAAAGGAGUUGUGAACAAAGUAGUAUUUAUUUUUUGUUCCCUGUCUGUUGUCCGUACCUAAAAAUAGCCUGCUCUGUGAUAUUUGAUGUUCUUCACUGCCAGAUACAGUCCACAUGCUGUUAAGAUCCUUAAAAUCAUCCGACCACUUCUGCUGGCUUAUUUUCAGAAUGAUGAGUGUGAACCAUUUUGAUUUGAUUGGUCACAUCUCUUGUUUUUUGGCAAGAUGCAAUAAUUUAUGUCAUUAUUGUCUUUUAAUAAUUUAAUAUUCACACACUCCUGGUAGGCUAACUGGUAUAUGGAUUAGUGAAAACACACAGAAUAUUGAAACAUAAUCAGUAUUAGUAGUAAAUGCUACUAAAAUCGUUAUGUAAACAACAAGUCUUCCUCUCAGUGCAAUACAGCAUCUUAAACCCCAGUAACUGGAAAUUAGUUGAAACCUUUUACGGUUGUGUAUGUAUGUGCUAGUCUCCACUGAAGAUUCCACCUGUUUGUAGAUAAUUCUCUUUCUUUGUAUAGAAAGUGGAAAAGAUCUCCUUUUUUUGUAUUUCUCUCUACUAUUUUGUGUCCUGUGUUGCGCCCCACCCCAUGUGACCUGAUUGUGUAAUCCUAUUUAUCCAGAACUGUGCUUUGUGUUCAUGUAAAUAGGUGUUUGUUAAUAAAAGAAUGUGCUCUUUUAA